AUGGAGCUUUUCAACCGGGGAAUUUGUUUUGAAGUGAUAUCAGAUUCACCGCAAGUGUCGUUGCGCCUCCAACCAAAGAGCAACAAGGAUGUCGACUGGUUUAUGGUCUACAAGAUGCCGAAGGAAGUCGACAACAGCGUCAUCGACAUCCAGCAGGGCCUUGCCUUCUACUACAUGGACGUCAACGACCAGACCGCCUUGAAGCCUUCCCCAGAAGCGCUGAACAGCACCAGCCAGGCCAUCGCUUAUACCCUGAAUCAAUUCUACGCCGUCAAGGACGAUAAGUCGAUCUUCCACGUCAUGUUUAACGAUGAGCCCUACGGUACUGUAUCCAUGUCAUCGCAGCAAGCUAACCGGAUCAGCAGCCGGAUCGAUCCAAUGAAGCUGGCCGUGCAGUUUGGACACACUAAGGGAACCCUCUUCUUCAACGGCCAAACUGGUGUCUGGCUCGUCCACUCGGUCCCGAAGUUCCCCCUCCGGAUCAGUACCAAUAUCCGGAUUCUGGCCUACGCGCAGCUGAAGGACAUCGGCACACAACUCUACUACAACCACCCCGACAUUUACUCCUCGAACUUGCCGACCACGAUGGCCGCGGCCAACCCCGAUCUGGCUAAACUGAUUACCGGAGACUACCAAAAAGGAGCCGCAGCCACCUCCUCCAUGACGCUGACGACGGCUGGCGGCCAGCAGUUCAAGUCGUUUGCCAAGUCGGCUGAUUUCAAUGAUGCCUCCGGACCCCGUUCCUUGUCGAAAGCUGGCGACGUGGGCAGUGAAGUUCCGUUGGAUUGCGGAAACGCGUACCCGGUUAACGAUGCCCUGUCGAUCAAGGUCGGCGCCAGCCUCGAGUUCAAGUACACAAAGCGACCACAGCAAGCUGGCCAGGUCGGCGCUGAAGACGAGCCCAUAUGUCUGCAUUGGAGAUAU
Molecule: messenger RNA, 924 nt
Organism: Mesorhabditis spiculigera
Lineage: Eukaryota; Metazoa; Nematoda; Chromadorea; Rhabditida; Rhabditidae
Source: the annotation of a GenBank genome assembly